Syzygium oleosum is the source of this 1289-nucleotide messenger RNA. Its product is annotated as probable carboxylesterase 12. The record is from RefSeq and is a predicted model, not a curated record. Lineage: Eukaryota; Viridiplantae; Streptophyta; Magnoliopsida; Myrtales; Myrtaceae. The coding region runs from base 216 to 1157 and encodes 313 amino acids. Gene Ontology annotation, molecular function: hydrolase activity. The transcript is spliced from 2 exons.
AAAUAAAACAAAUGGGUGUUGGGUCAUCGUAUGCAUCACCCAAACCAAUUUACACGACACUGAUGGCAUGAAUACUCUUCCAUUCCACAUAUGACACGGACUAUUGGCGAUGCCUAGGUCUAUAAAAGGCAGCCACAUAAUGCAAGAACUCCUGGUUAAGUCUGUUUCUUCUUCUCCCCCAUAUUACUCUUGCUUCCAUUUCACUUAAAAACUUCAUGGAAACGGAAUUGGCCUAUGAUUUGUUUCCGUACGUAAGGAUUUACAAGGAUGGCCGAGUGGAGAGACUCAUGGGCACAGACAUCGUCUCUCCAUCGCUCGAUGAGAAAACGGGCAUCCAGUCGAAAGACAUCACCAUUUCUUCGAACUCCGCCGUAUCAGCAAGACUUUACAUCCCAAAAGCAGCCAUGGACUCUCUCCAAAAGCUCCCCGUACUCUUGUACUUUCACGGAGGAGGCUUCCUAUUCGAAACAGCUCGAUCACCAACUUACCACAACCAUCUCAAUGCGCUAGUUGCAGAGGCUAACGUCAUCGCCAUCUCAGUCGAUUAUAGAAGGGCACCAGAGCAUCCUCUUCCGGCAGCUUACGAUGAUUCAUGGACUACCCUCACAUGGGUGGCCUCUCAUUCUGUCGGAAACGGGCCCGAGGAGUGGUUGAAUUCUCAUGCCAAUCUCAAGAAGGUGUUUAUGGCUGGAGACAGCGCCGGCGGUAACAUAGUUCACCACAUGGGCAUUCGAUUGGGAGAGGAAAAGUUACAUGGAAUUGAAUCUCCAGACGCUAUUAUGGUGCAUCCUUAUCUAUGGGGCAACGAGCCAUUGCCUUCCGAGACCACCGAACCCGAAAAGAGGUCCUUGGUCGAGAAGUUCUGGCUCGCGGCAAACCCAACGACCACCGGGUGCAACGACCCGCUACUAAACCCGGCAAUGGAUCCGAGGCUCUCGGCUUUGGGUUGCAAAAGGGUCCUCGUUUGUGUUGCUGAAAAGGAUAUUUUGACACAGAGGGGUUGGUAUUACAAGGAGUUGUUGAGAGAGAGUGGAUGGAAUGGAGCUGUGGAAGUGAUGGAAGCACCGGGGGAGGAUCAUGUGUUUCAUUUGUGGAAUCCCAGCUGUGAUAAUGCUGUGAAGAUGAUGAAGAAAUUGGCCUCCUUCAUGAAUGAGUAGCUUCCUUUGUGUGCGGGGCUAAUUCUUGUUAUCUCAAUGUUUAUUUGUACUAAAAGACCAUUCUAGGUUUCCAUUUGCUAGGAACCAUGUUCCUUGUGUGGUAAUUUUCUAAUAUGUUUUGUAAGUUUUAAA